AUGGAGUCAGAAUCAAAUGAAAAAUCAUCAAAGAGCUCAGCGUCAAAUAGAAAUAUUAUUUAUAGAGAUUGCGUUGUGAAUAGUGAUGGUAUCUGGGUUUGUACUUUUCCAAAAGCUAGCACUACUUGGAAGCAAGAUAUGAUCUGGAACAUUGUUAAUGAUUUGGAUUUUAAAAAGAAAACACUCAGAUUUAUCAAAACUCACUUACCUUUCCAACUUUUAUCUCGACAGUUGCGCGAGGGAAAGAGGAAAUGUAAAAUGAUAUAUGUGUCAAAAAACGUGAAUGAUACAUGCAUUUCUUACUAUCAAUUCGCAAAAUUGAUGUCUGAAGAUUUUAAUAUUCCAUGUGAAGAUUAUUGCGAAUCAUUUCUAGAAAACAAAAGAUACUUGUUGAUAAUUCAGUUAGAGUUGUUAAAUGAUCUUCAAUCAGUAAUAAAGAAAGUUACAAUUUUUCUUGGAAAUACAUUAAGCGAUGAGCAAGUAGAACCUUUAGCAAGUCAUUUAAGCUUCUCCAACGUGAAGGGCAAUUCAGCAGUCAACUAUGAACUGCAUACUGCAAAGGUGCAAUCUGGAAAUGAGAAACUUGGUCGAGGUAGUGCAGUUAGUGGAAAAUUCAUGAGAUCAGGGGAAGUCGGUCAGUGGAAAACCGCGAUGACUGAAGAGUAG
Phymastichus coffea is the source of this 666-nucleotide messenger RNA. RefSeq names its product luciferin sulfotransferase-like. The record is from RefSeq and is a predicted model, not a curated record. Lineage: Eukaryota; Metazoa; Arthropoda; Insecta; Hymenoptera; Eulophidae. Gene Ontology annotation, biological process: sulfation. The transcript is spliced from 7 exons. Gene Ontology annotation, molecular function: sulfotransferase activity. Bases 1 to 666 code for a protein of 221 amino acids. Gene Ontology annotation, cellular component: cytoplasm.